ACAGGGCCGUAUCUGUGACACACACGCAUCAAAUCGCAUUACAAGCUUCCUGCCCACUGAAUUGUGAAAGAAAACCCACAGCAAGCUCUUGACAAAAUGUAAAAGUUACUCGUGCAACCCUGUUAGAGGAAGUUAGCUGAACAGACGGGUCUCACUAAGCAGCAUUCACACUUCUUUCCUGACCAUAAGACACGUUCUGCCAGGACGAAGCUAGAAGCACGAUGAAGAUUCAAACGUUCACAUUCCUUUUUCUUCUCACAUGGAGUGCAAAUGCAGUGAUUCGGAUUCCCUUGAAGAAGUUUAGAUCCAUCAGACAUACACUGAGUGACCACAUGACCACUGAGGAGCUAAAACGCAGGUUUGAGGAUAAUGAGGUCCCUCAUCUGGCUGAAGUCCCUGAGAAACUCACCAACUACUUGGACGCCCAGUACUACGGUGAGAUCGCGAUUGGUACGCCUCAACAGAAAUUUACCGUCAUCUUUGACACUGGCUCCUCCAACCUCUGGGUGCCAUCCAUCCGCUGCUCAUUCUUCGACAUAGCAUGCUGGUUUCACAAGAGAUAUAAUUCGGGAGCAUCCAGCACUUACAAAAAGAAUGAUACAGUGUUCGCAAUUCACUAUGGAACAGGGAGCCUCGAAGGAUUCCUGAGCCAGGAUACAGUCACUAUUGGCAGUCUACUGAUCACAAACCAGACAUUUGCAGAGGCAGUGAAGCAGCCCGGGUUUAUAUUUGUUGCUGCCCGAUUCGAUGGUAUUCUCGGAAUGGGAUAUCCUACUAUUUCUGUUGAUGGCGUCCUUCCAUUGUUUGAUAAUAUAAUGCGGCAGAAACUGGUGGAAAAGAAUGUCUUUUCAUUUUACUUGAAUAGAGACCCUACUGCACCGAUUGGAGGAGAACUGCUCUUGGGAGGCACAGACCCUAAAUACUACACAGGUGACUUUCAUUACCUGAAUGUGACUCGUAUGGCUUAUUGGCAGAUCAAGGCUGAUGAAGUCACAGUCGGCAGCCAACUAUCUCUCUGCAAAGGAGGCUGCCAAGCAAUUGUAGACACUGGGACUUCUCUGAUUACUGGACCCAGUGCAGAAAUCAGUGCACUCCACAAGGCUAUAGGAGCAUUUCCAUUCUUCAACGGCGAGUAUAUUAUUAGCUGCAACAAGAUCGAAUCACUGCCCAACAUCUCAUUCAGCCUGGGUGGUGUACAGUACAACCUAACAGGGGCCGAAUACGUGCUGAAGAUAUCAAAUAUGGGGAAGACCGUAUGUAUUAGCGGAUUCAUGGGUUUGGAUAUACCUCCGCCUGCCGGACCCUUGUGGAUCCUUGGGGAUGUCUUCAUUGGCCGGUACUACACAGUCUUUGACCGAGACAGCAAUCGGGUUGGUUUUGCCAGAGCAAAAUAAACACCAAAAAGAGAACGCCAUGCUUCAUUCAGAGAAAUGAAAACUAAAUUUGUACUGUGAUUGUGAUGGACGACCAACAAAGCUUCUAUCUUAGAUUUUUGUACAAGAGAGAUAAGAAUAUGAAAAAGUAUAAUUUCCAUGCUAUUUUACCUGUUUCUCCAUAUAUGAUGCACUUCAAAUAAAAAAAGCUAUUAAAUCAA
Messenger RNA from Pseudophryne corroboree (corroboree frog), 1594 nucleotides. Its product is annotated as cathepsin D-like. Gene Ontology annotation, biological process: proteolysis. The coding region runs from base 222 to 1394 and encodes 390 amino acids. Lineage: Eukaryota; Metazoa; Chordata; Amphibia; Anura; Myobatrachidae. The record is from RefSeq and is a predicted model, not a curated record. Gene Ontology annotation, molecular function: aspartic-type endopeptidase activity. Gene Ontology annotation, cellular component: lysosome. The transcript is spliced from 9 exons.